Molecule: messenger RNA, 1308 nt
Organism: Mastomys coucha (southern multimammate mouse)
Lineage: Eukaryota; Metazoa; Chordata; Mammalia; Rodentia; Muridae
Gene: Apcdd1l
Product: APC down-regulated 1 like
Biological process (GO): negative regulation of Wnt signaling pathway
Cellular component (GO): plasma membrane
Molecular function (GO): Wnt-protein binding
Source: RefSeq, a predicted model, not a curated record
AUGGCUUCCUACCCAACAGAGACAGCAUCUCUUCAAGGACCAGAGAUUCGUGGAGACAACAACUCUCUCAUUUUCAGAACCCGCGUGCUAGUUCACCCCUAUCCUGGGGUCACCAGAGAACCUCUGCUGCUUAGCUCAUCCUCAGACACCUCCCUCCUCCCUCGAUGUGGUGCUGGCUCCUGGUCAGGCUUAGCUAGCACCACAGAAACAGCUGGGACUUCAGGAGGCGGCCAUCUACGCGGGGAGCCCCGGUGUCAGCAGCCAGUGCCUAACGGUAUGCCCAUCAUUUAUGUCAUCAGUAGGGUCCUGCUCCCACACCUCACUGGGCCCUGGAUCUCAACCGGACGUGAGGUCCACCCAGGGCCAGAAUUCCUCAUCCGCUCCUACACCUUCUUCUCCAACCAUCUCUUCUGAGCCUACCAGUUCUACCACAGGGACCCCUCCUGCCAGGAGUCUGGGAAGGGGGAGGAGGGUCGUUUGAGGGAAGGGAAUGCUGCAGUCAAAGAGCGCCUCUGCUCUCGGGGGCCGAGCCUUGCCUGCGACCCAAACCAGAUGCACCACACUCGGCCCUGCCUGGAUUGCAGUCUCGUUGCCCACUCCGACAAGCACCACCUGCCUGUGCUGCCUUCCCGGCCAGCCCUGCCACUGAGCCUCAGUGGCCACUGGGUCAUCGUGAGCUGUGAGGCAAGGCCGCUGUUCCUCACACAGUGUUGCAGCUUUGAUGACCACCAACACUCCUGGGAAGGGUACUACCGCCAUUUCUCUGAGCCUGCCUGCCGCCAGCCUCCCUUCAUGGUGUUUGCAGCUGGCCACUACUCCCGAGGCAGCCCAUCCCCCAGGGUCCACAGUGGCACCGAGCUGAUGUUUGAGAUUACACAGGCCCAUGUGACCCCCAUGGACCAGGUCACUACAGACAUACUCAACCUUCCCAAGCCAAGCAGCUGUGGUGCAGGGAUCUGGUCAGUAGGUACUGAGAGGGAUGUCACAGCCACCAACGAGUGCCUGCCCUUGGGCAUCAGGCUCUUACAUGUAGAGUAUGAGCUGUUCAAAAUGGAACAAGACCCUCAUGGGCAGAGGCUGCUCUUCAUGGGACAGAGGCCAACAGAUGGGUCCAGUCCUAACACUCCUGAAACAUCCUUCCAGGCCCCACUGCUGCUCUGCAAGAGGCAGCCCCAAGAAGUCCCCAGGCCCUUACAGCAAAGGCCUCCAAUGCAGAAGCUCCCCAUUGAGUGGACACCGUAUCUUCCUGUCAUCUCUCUCCCCAUGCUACUCCUGACUCAAGGACUGGCCCUCUUUGAAUGGCUAUGA